Molecule: messenger RNA, 856 nt
Organism: Hibiscus syriacus
Lineage: Eukaryota; Viridiplantae; Streptophyta; Magnoliopsida; Malvales; Malvaceae
Product: LIM domain-containing protein WLIM2b-like
Exons: 6
Coding region: 96-713 (205 amino acids)
Biological process (GO): actin filament bundle assembly
Cellular component (GO): actin cytoskeleton; plasma membrane
Molecular function (GO): actin filament binding
Source: RefSeq, a predicted model, not a curated record
UCCUGUUCUUCCUCUUCUUGUUCUUCUUCUUCUUUUAUUUUUUGUUUCCUUCUUUCUUUGCCAUCUGCGCCUAAGAUUUUGUUAUCAAGAAGGAGAUGGCAUUCAGUGGGACAACAGAGAAAUGCAGGUCUUGUGAUAAGACCGUUCAUUUCUAUGAUAUGACAUCUGCUGAUGGAGUCCCUUAUCACAAGACUUGCUUCAGAUGCAGCAAAUGCAAUGGACUUCUCGUUGUGAGCACCUAUUGUGCAAGGGAUGGAGUCCUUUACUGCAAGCCUCACUUUGAGCAAGUCUGCAAGGCGACUGGCACUUAUACAUCCAAAGAUAAACCUAAGCCUAAUGGACUGCAAAGGGCUCCAAGCAAAGUUGCAGCCAUGUUCUCUGGAACUCAAGAGAAAUGUGGAGUCUGCAAUAAAACUUGCUAUCCACUAGAGAAGGUGACUGUGGAGGGAGAAAUAUAUCAUAAAAAUUGCUUCAGGUGUGCACAUGGAGGUUGCUUCCUUACAACAUCUUCAUACGCCGCAUUAGAUGGUUUCCUCUAUUGCAAGCACCACUUUUCACAGUUGUUCAAGGAGACAGGCAGUUACAGUCACCUCACGAAGACAACUUCGAUGAAGAAACCGUCCAGCGGGGAACCCGAAUCGGAAACGAAACAGGACGAUAACGAAGGGAAAUCUACGGGAACCGAGGCUGAAACUGCUGCGGGUGACCAAUGAUGGAAAUGCUGACAAACUGGAACCUUCAUGGGGACAUCAUUGAGCUUUAAAAUCUCAGUAUUGGGUGUUUGAUCUCUGUAUUGCUUUAAAGUUAAUGUUGUUCUUAUUGGUACGGAGUAUUAUCAGAGGGAAAUUAACCAAGA